Colletotrichum fioriniae is the source of this 2532-nucleotide messenger RNA. The record is from RefSeq and is a predicted model, not a curated record. Lineage: Eukaryota; Fungi; Ascomycota; Sordariomycetes; Glomerellales; Glomerellaceae.
AUGAAACCAUUCCAAUUUCCAAUUGUAGCCCUGUGGGUGGCACAAGCCUUGGGACAAGAUACAGCACAGAGCCCUCUCCAUAACGAGGAUCAAACUAUCGGCGAUGUGCCUCGCGUAGUGUCAAAAGAUCUCGACGAAUUUAUUGAGCGAAUUCGAGAAGAGUGGCAUGCCCCAGGUCUAGCCGUUGCAAUUGUUGACGGGAACAACACUUGGGCAAAGGGUUAUGGCUACGCCCUUCUCAAUUCCACACCCGUCACCCCGCAUACGCUUUACUUCACCGGCAGCACCACCAAGUCCUUCACUGCCGCCGGCAUCUCCCUCCUCAUCGACAACGCGAGCGUGACCUCUUCAGUAUUCCCUGGACUCAAUUGGAAGACGCCGGUAUCCCACAUCCUCCGCGAUGACUUUGUCCUCGGCGAUGAGUGGGCUACGGCUCACAUCACUCUCGAGGACGCUAUGAGCCAUCGGACAGGCUACCCUCGCCAUGACCUGGCACCAGCGACUACGGCUCAGGGAACUACCCGCCUAUUACGACAUCUACCAAUGGCCGCUGAGCCACGCACGACUUUCUUGUACAACAACAAGAUGUUCGGGGCCAUGGGCUAUCUUAUCGAGGUCUUGACUGGAUCGUGGCUGGGCGAUUUCUUCCGAGAGUACCUGUGGGAGCCCAUGGCCAUGAAUGAGACGUACUUCUCCUUGAAAGACGCCGAACAGAGCGACUUGGUUCUCGCCAAGGAGUACUACUACAAUCCAGAUGAUGGGAGCUACCUGGAAGUACCGCAUGAGCCUUCCUCUGGCGAAGAAGGCGCAGGUUCCAUCGUAUCAAACGUCCUCGACUACGCCAAGUACCUGCACGUCAUGAUGACAGAGUCCGCCCCGAUCUCCAAGAUGGGACAUCGAGAGGUAAAGACGCCGCGUACUUUGGUGGCUCCUGCGAUGGCCCCGUUCACUGGGCCAGUGAGCUACGCUUUAGGAUGGAACACCGCCAUCUUGGGAGGUGAGCAGGUGUAUUUCCACAGUGGUGGAGUCAACAUGUUCAUCUCGAUGAUGAUGAUGAUACCUUCGCAGCAGGUAGGCGUGGUGGUCUUCACCAAUACGGAUGUCAAGGCCCCGCAGCAGGCUUUCCGUCGCAGACAAGCGGAGCGCAUGAGAGAGCUGAGUAGCAGAGUGAACACCGACCAGAAGUCCGACAAUGAGCGGAUCGAGGAGCUUCAGCGUGAGAACAGGCAGUUGCGGGCGCAACUCGUCGAUGUUCAGGCAAGGAUGUCGCGGUUGCUUGCCAACAUUCAGGGUUUGAGCGACUCUGUGUCAAAGACUUUGAAUGAUACAGGAUCUCAAGGCAACAAAGGUUCUGAGGAGACAGAGGACUCUUCAUUGCAACCCUCAACAUACAACAGCAAGCAGAUUUAUGAAGGCCCCGGCUUCACGGGACCAUCUAUGCAGCUUGAGCCUUUCGAUACCUCAUCGCUGAAUUUUGACCCGCCGCUUGCCCACCAUCCUGGCCCAGGUCAAUCUGAGGAUGCAUUUCUAUCAUCGGAACUUAUCAAUGUUACCGGAACCAGCCCCCUCUAUACGCAGAUCCCAAACAUCUGGAGUUUCGAGUAUCAAACUGGAAUAGAGCCGUACCUAACUGCCAUGGCUGCAUCUCAGGAGUCGAGCAUGGCACUGAGAAAAGAUAUGCCCAUAUCAAAUUCGCCGUUCUCGGACCACAUCAAGCUUCUCCAGCAUCUUCUGAAAAGCAAGUUGGCGGCGAAUGGCUUCAAUCCGGACAGCCAACCGUCGAUGCAAAGCAUAUAUCAACCAGUUCUCAUGGUAUUGUCCAUGUUCAACAGCAUGACGCGACCGGAUGUCAUGGCAUGGUAUGCCAAAACGCGCUUCUUCCACAUCAUCGAGCUUACGGCCUGGCAACUCUACCCCUCGCGCGCAACAUUUCAAAAGUUACACCAGCGGUAUCGGCCUACCGACAUGCAAAUGAAGCAUCCGCACCCGCGCGUGAUAGACUGGAUACCAUUUCCCUCGAUCCGGGACCGCUUGAUAGAGCUUCACGCCGCCAAUCCCCUUAUCGACCAAAUCUUUUGCGACGCCGUCUCGGGAUACGUGGUGGAAGCGGUCAUGUCCGAGUUGAUAAGCGAAGCGCCUCAAAUUACGGUUUACGUCCGGGUGACGGAUCUUAUCGCAGCCAUGUCACUAUCAUCCGGUGCCAGCAACAACGAUACCCCCGCCAGUCUGCCCGCACCGGAUAUCACCACUCUCUUCUCGUCUCCGUCCCAUGCUCGCGCGGCGUUCAAGCAGUUGAACAUGGACAAAGGUGCAUCGUACUACAAGAUCGACCCAGCCUUUUACGCCAAGUAUCCGGAACUCUACGAUCAGUCCAACGACCUCACGGCCAACGGCGUACCGCUCAAGCCAAGAUCGCAAAAGGUUCUCACGUACCCCAAACCCCUCGACGACUCCAUGGUCGAGACCUACCGGAGUUUCAUAGACUUCUCCAUGGAUGCCACCAGCACCAUCUCUUCGACGACGGCCCCGUGA